AUGCAUUCCGGCUCUGUUCGUCCAGCGGUUUCCCUCCGCUCCGCAUUUCUUCCCGCUUCCCUUCCGCGAAAUCCCGCUAGUGUCAGGUCCGCUUCUUCGACUCUCUUAGUCAACACCACAUCUGUAUUGACCAACCCGGUCCUGGCAUCGCCUCGUGCUGCUCAAAUUCCACGUGACGCUUACACCUUCAAAUUUUCCCCCUCACCUGCUAGCCUCCGUGUCCCCCUUCCGCGAACCUCGUCAUUUCCGCACAACGCUUCCGCGCGGAUCCCCUCUGUUGCGCGCCAUGGAUUCGCGCGAAUCGCCGCGAUCGCGGGAGCGGAGAGCGGACUAGCGGCGGAAGGCGGAGCGGCGGAGCAAGAGGAAGCGCUGAAGGGGGAGGUGGAGGGGGAAGCGGAAGCGGAAAUCCUGGCGCAGUGGGGAGCGGUGGGGGACGAGGAAGCGCUCGCGGCGGCCGCAGCUGCGGCGUUGAGUGACGGUAGCGGGGAUGCCAUUGCAGGAAUUCCGUUCUUCGAGUGGCUCAGCCUGCGCAAGCCUGCGCGGUACCUGGGCAAGGAGCACGGCGCGAUCCGCAAGGACUGGGACAGCGCGCGCGUGCGCUUCUGCCUCACGUACCCCGAGGUCUACGAGGUGGGGGCGAGCAAUCUGGGUCACAUCAUUCUGUAUACGGUGCUGAAUCAAGCAGAGGGAGUGAUGUGCGAUCGAGCUUACUUUGUGGACGAGGACAUGAGCCAGUGCCUCAAGAAGUACAACAAGUCCCUUUUCGCUGUGGAGUCUCAACGCCCGCUCGCCCAAUUCGACACCCUCGGAUUCAGCCUCAGCUACGAGCUAGGCGCGACCAACAUUCUGCAGAUGCUGCACGAGUCGGGCAUACCCAUCUCAUGGCAGGAGCGCAUGGAUGCAGACACAGCUGCGCAUGGGGGGGACGCCUCAGCGCCCUGGGAUGUCUCCACUGGGAGCCUGCCGCUUGCAUUUGCAGGCGGCCCCACAGCCACUUCCAACCCCGAGCCCUUUUCAGACUUCUUUGACUUCUUCGCUAUUGGUGAUGGCGAGGAGUGUCUGGUGGAGAUAGCGCAGUGCCUGGACGCAUGCAAACAGCGCCGCCUGUCCCGCUACGACACGCUGCUGGAGCUGGCGCGCUCGGUGAAGGGCGUGUAUGUGCCGCAGCUCUACGAGACCGUGCCCGGGUGGGGCGCUGCAGUACUACCCAAGGUGGAGGGAGUGCCGUCUAAAGUGCUUCGACGCGUGGCCACUCCCAAUCCACUGGACCACAUUGGCCUCGUGCCACUCACCUCCACAGUUCACGAUCGUCUGACGGUGGAGAUUCGCCGAGGCUGCACCCGAGGCUGUCGAUUCUGCCAGCCUGGCAUGCUGACGAGGCCAGCUCGUGAUGUGGAUCCAGACAAGGUGGUGGAGGCUGUGGAAGCAGGCAUGAGGAAGACGGGUUAUACAGAGUUUUCCCUGCUCUCCCUCAGCUGCUCCGACUACCUAGCGCUCCCCUCCGUGGGUAUUCAGAUCAAGAACCGGCUCAAGGAGCAGCCCAUCUCGCUGUCUUUGCCCAGCCAACGAGUGGACCGAUUCAACGAUGACAUCGCCAACAUUAUUGGCGGCACACGCAAGGGUUCGAUCACCUUUGCACCUGAAGCAGGCACACAGAGGAUGAGGGAUGUCAUUAAUAAGGGCUUGACGGACGAGGAGCUGUUGCGGGGAGUGAAGGCGGCAUGGGACAAGGGAUGGCGGCAGGUGAAGCUCUACUUCAUGAUUGGCCUGCCGGGAGAGACGGACGAGGAUGUCCUGGGCAUCGCCAAAACCAUCAAGUGGCUGCAGCAGAACUGUCGGCGCGGCCGCAACUUCUUGGGCGUGCGUCUGACCAUCUCCAACUUCACUCCCAAGCCACACACGCCCUUCCAGUGGCACACGGUGUCAACAGCAGAGUUCACGCGCAAGCAGCGCUUGCUCAGAGACGCGUUUGUGCGCAUGCCCGGGGUCAAGUGGAACUUUGGGGACGUACGGCUAUCAGCAAUGGAGGACUUCAUAGGGCGGGGCGACCGCAGCAUAGGGCGGGUGAUACGGCGCGCGUGGGAGCUUGGGGCCAGCAACGAUGCCUGGUGGGUGAACCUGGACCGCUGCUACAGUUGCUGGUCGCAGGCUAUUGACGAAUGUGGGCUGGAGUGGAAAUACAGACGGGUGGUGGAUGGCGAGUGGGACGUCAUGGAGAAGAUCGGCGACAACCGUUUCCGAGGCCAGGGUGGCAAGUCUCGUCUCGACGUGGGCCCUCUUGCCGAUGCCAGGCUGGACGCCCCCCUGCCAUGGGACAUCAUCAAUACGGGCAUAGAGCGCUGGUGGCUCAAGGCGGACCUGCAGAGGGCGCUGGAGGCCACAACUGUUCCCGACUGCUCACACAGCGGCGUGUGUUCCAAGUGUGGUGUGUGCGAGGAAGACUUUGGGGAGAAUGUGGUGGCGGCCAUUCCCCCUGUCCCAGAGUACGAUGGGGACUUCAAGCCCAACCGGAAGAGAGUGCAGCGUCUGCGGGUGCGCUUUGCCAAGCUGGGGGCCAUGACCCUGCUGGGCCAUCUCGACACCGUCUCUCUCCUCGACAGGGCUCUUCGCCGUGCCGACCUCCCUGUCUGCUUCGACAACGGCUUUCACUCCCUGCCUCGCAUCUCCUGUGCUGCGCCGCUGCCUCUGGGCCACAGCAGCUCCUGCGAGCUGGUGGAUAUAGAGUUCACACAGAUGCUCUCAGUGCCCGAUGUCCGGAGGAAGCUGCAGGAACAGCUGCCCGACGAGCUGCCCGUGCUGGACGCCUGGGAGGAACCGAUCUUCCGGGCAGACAAGAAGAACGCAGACACCCUCACAAAGCAACUCCAUGCAAUCGAGUACUUGCUUCUGCUCCGAGUGGAGGAUGGCGGAGAGACCAGCAGCGCACCAGAUGCAACAGCAGCACAGGGAGCAGACGGAGCAGAGGGAGCAGUGGUAGCAGGCAGGAGCCUACAGGAGCAAGUGGAGGUGUGGGUAAAGAGUGUGUUGGCCCUCCCAUCCUUCACUGUCACUCUGCAGAAGAAGCAAGGCGCAAAGCCCAAGGAGACUGAUCUACGGGCACGGUUGCACGAGCUGCGGGCUCUCCCCCAAGGCAGCGCCCUGCCAUCCUCCAUGCGCCUCAGCUGCAAUGACGCGGCUGCCUUCGCUGCUGGCAGCAGCAGCAGCCGUGUGGUGGUGUCGUAUGUGGGCCAGCACACCACAGACGGCGGUACCCUGAGGCCAGAGGGAGUUCUCACCAUGCUCUCGGAGGUGUCGGGUCGAACCAUCCACCUUGUACAUGCGCACAGGGUGAAGCUGCACCUCUCACCUCCCUCUCAGCCCAAGAUUGACUACGCUAAGCUGAGGUCGAUAGGCAACGACGAGGUGUUCCGGUCGCUGUACCGCCGCUUUGACGGCACCAGCCGGUUGAACGACACGCAGCCACACUCCACCAGUGAGGCCAUGGAGAGUGCUCGCCGCGCUGCUCUUGCGAAAGCUCUCCCCGCGCGGCGGCGCGCCGAGCCGCCUGAGUACGACGACGAAUGGGAGGACGAUGUCGUGGCGGGGCCGGCGGGGACGGGCGGAGUCGCCUCUCCCGCGGUCUCCACCCGCCCUCCCGCGCAGCAGCAGCAACAACAGCGGGGGGCGCGGAACGGCGGGUACUCCGGCGCGGGGGGCGGGGGAAACCCGCGCGCGUUUCCGCACGCGGUGAAGGUGGCGUGCUGGAACAAGGCGGAGACGGUCCCCGGGCGGGAUCCGGACAGAUGGCGCAGAGACGCGGCGGGGAACGUGGUGUUUCGGCAGCUGGUGGCGUGUAAGGGGUGCCUCUGCUACGACUAUGACCAUGUCGUUCCGUACUCUAAGGGAGGCAAGAGCACGUUGGACAACUGUCAGGUGCUGCAGACGGCAGUGAAUCGAGCCAAGGGGGCACGCACGGACAUGACUCGCACGGAGCUCAUGCAGCGCAGCACCUACUGCAGCCUCUCCAAGCGAGAUUUCGAUGCAGUGGAAAUAGCUGCGUAUGGCCAGGUUGUGAGACAUGGGGAGUCCUCUUCUGGUUGUGCUCUUCAAUAG
Molecule: messenger RNA, 4092 nt
Organism: Closterium sp. Yama58-4
Lineage: Eukaryota; Viridiplantae; Streptophyta; Zygnematophyceae; Desmidiales; Closteriaceae
Source: the annotation of a GenBank genome assembly